Messenger RNA from Pseudonaja textilis, 3175 nucleotides. It is a transcript of the gene RASGEF1B, whose product is annotated as RasGEF domain family member 1B. The record is from RefSeq and is a predicted model, not a curated record. Gene Ontology annotation, cellular component: plasma membrane. Lineage: Eukaryota; Metazoa; Chordata; Lepidosauria; Squamata; Elapidae. Gene Ontology annotation, biological process: Ras protein signal transduction. Gene Ontology annotation, molecular function: guanyl-nucleotide exchange factor activity.
GAUCUCUUGCUCUCACCUGUCCCGGGCUUGGAAGUUUUGACGAGGCAAAGCCAUCGCCGCCUGCGGUUGAAGGCUUGUGCGAACCUACCCUGCUGCUGCUGUAAACAGCCGGUGCCGGACUAAAGCCCCAAAGAUCACCGCGGGACCUUGGAGGCGCUGCUGUUGGAAGGAAAGUAUGCCCCAGACGCCUCCCUUCGCAGCCAUGUUUGACAGCAGUGGCUACAGCCGAUACCUGUUCCAGUCCAAAGAGGACAGCUGUGAAGGGCUGUAUUACCAUGACAACAAUUUGCUGUCAGGAUCUUUGGAAGCUCUCAUCCAGCACUUGGUGCCCACUCUUGAUUACUACCCAGAUAGAACAUACAUCUUUACUUUUUUGCUGAGCUCUCGGCUUUUUGUACACCCUUAUGAAUUAAUGGCAAAAGUCUGCCAUCUCUGCACCGAGCAGCAGAGGCGAGCGGAUGCUGCAGCUGAUCAAAGCCGGUUAAGGAAGAUUGCCCCCAAAAUCCUGCAGCUCUUGGCGGAGUGGACGGAAAUGUUACCGUAUGAUUUUCGAGAUGAGCGCAUGAUGAGAAAUCUAAAAGAGCUGGCCCAUCGAAUAGCCAGUACAGAUGAGACCUAUCGGAAAAACGUGCAGCAAAUCAUCCAGAGCCUCAUCCGUAAGCUGGCCUCUCUCAACCAAUAUGAGGAAGUUCUUGCAAAAAUCAACGCUACUUCAACCGAUAGGCUGACGGUAUUAAAGACCAAACCUCAGGCCAUCCAACGAGAUAUCAUCACCAUCUGCAGCGAUCCUUAUAUGUUGGCCCAGCAGCUGACUCACAUAGAGCUUGAGAGACUUAGUUACAUCGGUCCACAAGAAUUUGUCCAAGCGUUUGUACAGAAGGACACCCUAGACAAUGAGAAGAGCUCCUACGGGGAUCGGAAGAAGUCUCGGAAUCUGGAAGCUUACGUGGAGUGGUUCAAUAGGCUGAGUUAUUUGGUUGCCACAGAAAUAUGUAUGCCUAUAAAGAAAAAACACAGAGCAAGGAUGAUAGAAUACUUCAUUGACGUCGCCCGAGAGUGUUUCAACAUUGGCAACUUUAACUCUUUAAUGGCUAUUAUUUCUGGAAUGAAUAUGACUCCUGUCUCCAGAUUAAAGAAAACCUGGUCAAAAGUCAAGACUGCCAAGUUUGACAUUCUGGAGCAUCAAAUGGACCCUUCCAGCAAUUUCUACAAUUAUCGCACAGCUCUCCGUGGGGCUACCCAGAGGUCUCUGACAGCUCACAGCAGCAGAGAGAAGAUUGUGAUCCCAUUUUUCAGCCUGCUUAUCAAGGAUAUUUACUUCCUCAAUGAAGGCUGUGCCAACCGCUUGCCCAACGGCCAUGUCAAUUUUGAAAAGUUUUGGGAACUGGCUAAACAAGUGAGUGAGUUUAUGACCUGGAAGCAAGUGGAGUGCCCUUUCGAGAGGGACCGGAAAAUCCUUCAAUACCUGCUCACCAUUCCAGUUUUCAGUGAGGACGCACUUUAUUUGGCCUCGUAUGAAAGUGAAGGUCCAGAGAAUCACAUUGAAAAGGACAGGUGGAAGACACUCAGGUCCACGCUUCUGGGAAGAGGCUAAUGCAUGAGUUGGGUGCUUUCUGCAGUUGCUGCUACGAUCUUGACCUGGGUUCUUAGGAUGAAGGCCAUGGCUGAGGUCGCUUAUUUAUUUACCCAUCCCUCGUCUCCUCCUCUUGAAGACCAAGAGGCGCGUUUUUAAGUUAUGAGAGCUGAAUAGUUGGUGAAGAGCAAGUCGGGACAUGAUGUUGAGAGGAAAGCCCAGCUGACACGAGUCAGGAAAGGCAAGCUUUCCUCUACCCACCGAUUGUCCGACGAAAGGGCCAGUUGGGUGGCAUGCGGUUGAUCAAAGAGGACCCAGUGAAGAUCCGAGUCUACUGUGAAUCCUUUUGAAGCACCUGGAUGGGAUUUCCCCCACUCUUCCUCAUCCCAUCCCACCUGCAAACUCUACUCAUCAGACUUUCUGGUACUUUCACAUUUAUCGGAUUCCAAGUAGAACUUCCCUUCCAUCGAUCCAAGGCCAACUGGACUCUUUCAGAUGCCACCAGGAUCUGAGGAAGAUUUUCGCUGACGAUUCUUGUCGAAAAGAAAUCUAAGAACUCUUGCGUUUUUUUCCCUUGAAGGGAUAAACGGCUCACGACGUAGCGUUUGUUGCGGGUUCCUUAAGAUGUUCAGCUAUUUAUUAUGAAAAGGGGCACGAGUGCUCUGGGUUUUUUUUGUUUGUUUGUUCGUUCGUUUGUUAGUUUGCGAGUUAGCUGCUGGUCGGCUAACUCAGACUAGAUACUAAUUGGAAGUUUAAAAUAUUAAGUUCAGCAAUAGCGCUAGGAGAAACGGAGGCUUAGAAAGCUAGGUAGCAAAAUGUAGCUAAACUAUGUAGAAAUGUCACCCUUCCUCUUAAAUGUAUUAUUGUGCUGGGUUUUUGUUUUGUUUUUUUUCAUCUGGGCACAUCUGCGCUACAAAGCCAUCUGAAUUGGGCAUGAAGCCAGUUUCAUUUCUGUGACGUUCUCCAAAGAGAAAUUUGAUAUGGAAAUCCGGGUUCAAUUUUGAAAGAGAGACCCGUUGGAAUAAAGCGGGACUCCGGGUUUGAGGUCCUUCAUCGAUGGGACCUCUAAACUGGCUUAUAGGAUGUUUGUUUCCAAAACUGAUUCGUUGGAGAGCCAGAAUAAUCAGAGAGGUUUGGAGCUGGCUUACAUUUCGUAAUGUGGGCUUUCCUGUACUUUUCUGCAUCCUUUUCUUCACGCUCUGUAUUAUUGAAUUAAUUGAUUUUGUUUUCUCCUUGAGAGGGUGAGCGGGGGAAAAAAAACCCCGCUGGGGAUUGUAGGUAGAUAUCAAUUAUGAUUUUUCAGGUGUGUUUUUUUUUUAAUGUGAGGAAAUAAUAUCCGAUCUAGCAAUGCUAAUUUAAACUCUGAAAUCCUACAGACCCAUUGAAAGUUUCUCCUAGCUGAGUCUCUAGCUAUAAACUCCAUGUUUGUUUGGGUUUUUUGUUUCAAGAACCUCUGAAAUUUGCUUUGACUACGAAACAAGUCCUGUUAUGUCCGUGGUAGCUCUGAAUGCUUAGUCCCUGUAUUGCCUUCCCCAAGAAAUUCUGAAAAAUUGAAAGUCCGUUAACGAGACAUAUCCAGAAAAGGGAUUUGUAUGAGAUAUG